This is a messenger RNA of Prinia subflava (tawny-flanked prinia), 7690 nucleotides long. RefSeq names its product FERM and PDZ domain containing 1 (gene FRMPD1). Bases 1017 to 5687 code for a protein of 1556 amino acids. Lineage: Eukaryota; Metazoa; Chordata; Aves; Passeriformes; Cisticolidae. The transcript has 20 exons. Gene Ontology annotation, molecular function: protein binding. The record is from RefSeq and is a predicted model, not a curated record. Gene Ontology annotation, cellular component: cytoskeleton; cell cortex; plasma membrane.
GGGAUCGCUCGGGAUGGGCGCGGGCUGUCUCCGGGCGGGGCGGGGGCCGCCGGGGCUGGCAGCCGGGAGGGUGCGCGCCGCCGGUCCCGGCCGCGGGAGGUGCCGGCGCCGCCGCCGUCCCGCUGCCACCGGGUAUCUCCCGUUCGGGGCGCGGGCUCCGUCUCCCUCUCUGCGCGUUGGGGGGAUGAUUUAGCGCUUUCCGUCCGGUCUUGUCCCAAACGCCGUGGGCUAGUUUCCUUGUCGGUGCGAGGAAGCCAUACAUGUGCGCCCCGCUCUCCCAAACAACAAAAUAAGCGAACAAAAAUCCUCCCCACAGUUCUCAGCUGUUGAAUUCACAGCCAGUGAUUUUGGCUUCUUAACCAGAAUGGGGAAAAUAUUGUGAGAGAAGUUUUGCCUGAGCUGGGGGGAACAGGAGGCAGAAUGACUUUAACAUGAGGAUGUCAGGGGCAUCUGUGUGAGCAUCUCAGCCCCUGAAGGUCCCGUGGGACAGCUGGGGCACGGGGCUCCGGGGGACAGCAGUCAGGCAGUGCGUGCUCUCUGGCAGGUGUUAGAGGUUUGUACCACUGCCCAAAGCGUUCAGGUUUGCUCCAUUUGUGUGCACUCACAUGGCUUUCCGAGCACUGGAAACUCACCUGCUGGCUCUUGCCCAGAUGCGUUUGCUCCGUUCCUGGGAAGCUUCCUGAAGUUUCUCCUUCCAGACAGGUUUGGGUGAGACUUAACCUGCCAGUGGGAUGUCCAAUGUGGUGGGAGCGCAGAGUGCCACAGGAGCUUUAAACCUGGUCCUUGGGCUCAGCUCUCUCCCUGGCUGUAUCUCCAAGAACAUCUUUAGAAGCUCUGUGGAAAAAUAGCACCAUUUCUGCCAUGGACCAGCAGCCCGCUGUGCCAGUAUGACCCUAUCCCUAGGCCAGAGCAUAUCCCUGAGGCACAGAACUUCCAGUCCCAGCAGAAGACACGAGGGAGGAGGUCAGGACGUACGGAACUCCUAGGCUGGUCAGAAGGCACACUGUGAAAGGUAAAUGGGAGAUUUGGAGACUAGCUUAAUCCAUACACGAAAAACAUGUAGAAUAGAGCAAAUGGUAGCAAAAUGGCUUCAUCGUUCUCGGGACAGCGCACCCAGGGGCAGUGUGCCUGUGAUGGACGGUGCCGGGGACAGUGCAACCCAGCCGCCCAGCCAGGUCAAAGUGACCGUCACCGUGUACAAGGACCUCGUCCUGCAGCACUAUGGCUUCGAGAUCUGCCCAGGCCUUCCCCUGACCAUUGCAUCCGUCACUCCAGGGAGCACGGCCGAGGGGAAGCUGCAGCCAGGUGACCAGCUCCUCACCAUCAACUCCACCACAGUGCACAGCGUGUCUGUGGAACGGGCAGCCAGCAUCAUCAGGGAGGCCGGUGAUGAGCUGCUCCUGACCGUCCUGCGCUGCACAUCCGGUGGCCCCAAGUCAUCGUUCCUCACCGCAGAGAAGAGGGCGAGGCUGAAAACCAACCCCGUCAAAGUGCGGUUUGCGGAGGAGGUGCUGCUGAACGGGCACUCCCAGUGCCUGCCGGAUCCUGCUGUGCCACUGGGAACGGAGCGGUGCUCCCAGGCCACGUGCAGCUGCUGCACUGCCCGGAGUGUUACGGGGAGCUCCCUCCUGUUCAUGCCCAAUGUUCUUAAGGUGUACCUGGAGAAUGGACAGACAAAGGCAUUCAGGUUUGAGAGGAGCACCACAGUGAAGGACAUCGUGCUGACGCUGCAGGAGAAGCUGUCCAUCCGCAGCAUCGCCCACUUUGCGCUGGUGCUGGAGGAGCAGUACAACCUGGCCAAGAUCCACCUGCUGCACGAGGAGGAGCUCAUUGCACAGGUGGUCCAGAAAAGAGACUCUCAUGACUACCGCUGCCUCUUCAGAGUGUGCUUUGUCCCCAGGGACCCCUUGGACCUCCUGCAGGAAGACCCAGUGGCCUUUGAAUAUCUGUACCUGCAGAGCUGCAGCGAUGUGCUCCAGGAAAGGUUUGCAGUGGAAAUGAAGUGCAGCGUGGCAUUACGUCUGGCUGCUCUGCACAUACAGGAGAGGAUCUACACGUGUGCUCAGCCACAGAAAGUGUCCUUGAAAUACAUCGAGAGGGACUGGGGAAUCGAAAACUUCAUCUCACCCACCCUGCUUCGAAACAUGAGAGGGAAGGACAUCAAGAAAGCCAUCAGCUACCACCUGAAGCGGAACCAGGUGCUGCUGGACCCUCGGCAGAAGCACACGCUCACAGCAGACCAGGUGCGCCUGAACUACCUGCAGAUCCUGGGAGAGCUGAAGAUGUACAGUGGGAAGAUCUUCAAUGCCACCAUGAUGCUGCAGGACAGGGAGUCGUACGUGGCAUUGCUGGUGGGCGCCAAGCAUGGCGUGAGCCAGAUCAUCAACAGCAAGCUCAACAUUGUCACCAGCCUGGCCGAGUUCCCCAGCAUCAGCAGGGUGGAGCUCAGCGAGGAGUCCGAGCGAGUGAGCACUGUCAAGAUCUACCUGCAGGAUCUGAAGCUGCUUACUCUGCUGCUGGAAUCAAACAGUGCAAAGGAUCUCGUCUGCCUCAUCGUUGGUUACUACAGGCUCUUUGUGGAUGCAAACGCUUCCAUAUUUACCUGGGGAGAGAAAAAACAGCAACUGCACCGUGUCUCAGCUGAAGAAGGGUAUGAAUCCCGAGCCUGCAGCGACUCUGAGGAUUCCUGGGACCCGAAUUCCUCCUCGGAGCGUCGCACGGACACCGCUGUGGCGUGUGGCGGUGCGGAGGGGCAGGGAGAGCCCAGCAGCCCCGGGGGGAGCAGCGCAGAGCCCCCGGCUGGCAGCGGUGACCCUCGGGACGGCGGUGACAACGCCACCGACAGCACAUCCGAGGCGUCCGACUCGGCCAACACCGAGAGCCGAGGGUUCAAGACGAGCGGCUCCAGCGACUCCAUGGAUGCGCUGGAGGAAGACGAGCUGGAAGCGUGCUCCUCCUCCAGGCCAGAGCUGUUCCACUUUUACACGCCGACCGUGCAGGAGAUGAGCAGCUCCGAGAGGAGCUUCGUGCCGGUGUGUGCGGCGGGGAGCCCCGGCGGGGCAGGGGCCGGGGACUAUUUCUGCUUCCUGCAGGUGCCGCCGGCAGAGCAGGCGGGGCCCGGGGGCAGCCCCCCGGGGCAGGGCGAGGGGGCGUCCACUCUGGAGGCCAGGCUGUCCGAGGUGGACACCGCGGGCUACUACAGCCUGUGCUACAGCACAUCCCCCGCGAGCAGCGCGCAGGGACACGGUGCUUCAGCCCAGGAAGGGCGCAGCACAGGGGACAGCGACAUCGUCCUGAGGCCACCCCCGGGCUUCAGUGACUCCAGCUCCGAGGAGGAGUUCUACGAUGCUGCGGACAGGCUCAGCCCCCGCGACACGCUGGCAGGCUAUGAUAUGGCAUCCUGGAAGGGCACAGAGAACUCCUCCUGCGUCCUAAAGAGGCUGAGGUGCUACAGCUUGGGGGAGAAGCCAUUGAUGAGGGAGAAGCACGGGCAGGAGAAGGAGCUGACCUACACCAAGAGCCUGAGGAAGAGAAGGUCUUUCCUGAAAACUGAUUACACCUCACAGGUCAGUUUUCCUGCGGCUAUCCCGGGCUCUCCACAGCGCUGCUGCUCCUGGCCGCCCACUCAGCCCUCUACAGAGGACACAGGGAAAGACAUGGAGAUCAGGCUUCCUGUGGCCACCCAGGCCCAGAGGGACACUGCUGGCACAGACCUCUGCUCUGACCCGAUGAAGAUGGAGCCUGGCACGAUGGAGACAAAGUCAAUGAGGGAAUGGGUGAUUUCCUCCAUUUCAGACAUUCACCAUCCUGGUGACCAGUGUGGGGAUGAGGACAGCAGCCUCCAGCCAGAACACUCCCCUUUGCUGUCCCUAGAGCCUCUUCCCAGAGGUCAGAGUGGAGCUGCCCAGGAAAGCUCCCCAGCAGAGACAGAUCCUGGGUGUCUGAGCGAGGAAAGCUGUGUGCCCACUGGAGGCUGGCAGACCCAAGGGGCAAAGGAGGAUGGGGGUGAGGUGGUGGCCGCACAGCACAAGGCCAGUGUUGUGCCCUCUGCUGUGGUCUGCCCUUCUGACAAUAUCCUGCUGCUGCCACCAGGUCCUGUCCACAGCACAGCCCCUCCCCGGGAUCUGGCCCAGGACCAGGGGCCUCUCCCUGUGAGUGUGGAGCCUUCACUGGCUCCCUGUCAGGAGAGCAAAGCCGAUGGUCAGAGCUGUAUCAUUGGCAAGGGCAGCGCUGGUGGUCAGUGCCAUGCCGAUGGUCAGCACUGUGCCGAUGGUCAGUGCCAUGCUGAUGGUCAGUACCAUGCCGAUGGUCAGUGCCAUGCCAACAGCAGCAGCGAGGGAGCCGUGUCCCGGGCCAGGAGCCGACAGGUGGUGAAUGGGGAGACCCUGCGGAAGGUGCACGAAGGCCACGCAGGGUUCCCAGAUGCAGCCCAGCUCCUGGCAGAUUGUGGCAGUGCCUCCGGGGUUCUCACCCGCCUCUCCUGGCUCUCACUUGGGGUGAAGACAGACCCUGUGUCACGCAGUCUGCUUCAGGACAGGGUCGAUGAGCUGCUGGAGCCUUCGGCCUGUCUGACGACCAGCAGGUGCAUGGGGGCCAAUGCUGCUGGAAGGAAGUUGCCCACAUCCCCUGUUGGAGCAGGCUUUGGCAAGGAGCUGGUGAGCAGCUCAGGGCUGGGUGCAGGGCAGCCCACAAGAGACACAGGAAAUGUGGCUCAGCAGGAGCCACAGCCUGCACAGGCUUCUCUUCCCAGAGAACAAGCUGCAGGGCUGGGGAAGGACUCCUGCCUGGCUCCAUCUGCAGGGCUUUCCAUCUCAUCGGUCCCAGUUCUCUUGGGGAAAGGAGCAGGAGACCACGGGGCUGCAAAACACCCCUUCCUCUGUUUUAACCCCGAGGAGAGUGAGCAGACCCCUCCGACCCCCAUCCCAGCCGGGCCCUUGGGAUGUUCCCCAGCACCACGUGGGCUGGGCAGCUGUGGCUGCCGGCUGCCCUACAUCAGCUGCUUCCCCCAGCCCUACAACCAGGGGGAAUGUGAAACCAGCCCCCCCCAGUUCCCAGGGCCCCUCACCACUCCACCAUCCAGCAGCUGCAGCCUUCGCAGGACCCCUAGGAGCAGUUUCCCAGUCUCCCUUGCUGGGAACGUGGCAGGACAGGACCCUCACAUCCAAGUGCUCGGGCAGCUGAAGGACCAGGCAUGGAUGAGCCCUGCAGAUUUUUCCCGCUUCCUAGCCUACACUGCAGAGCUCCAGGAGGUUGUAGGGAAGCUCUGUGGGAACCAGGCAACCCACCUGCAUGACCAGUGUGCAGAGCAGGGUGCAGAGAGCAAGGGUGCCCUGGGCUGGGCUUCCCAGGACCUGCUGUCUAGCUGCCAGGCACUCCUGAGCAUGGAGCAGCCUCUCACAGAGGUGCAGUGUGCACUGAGAGCAACGUUUGACCGCCUGGUUCACCUGGCAGUGACCUGCUUCCAGGUGACACACUGCCAGCAGUGCAGGCAGAGACAGCAGGAGCUGGGAGCUGCGCUGGGGGAUGUGGUGGGCACCUACCAGCAGCUGGUGCAGGCUCUGCACCAGCAGCUCCAUGGACAAGUCUGCCCUGAGUUGGGCACCAAGCUCCUUGCCCGCCAGCACACAGCCCUAUCAGCUGCCAUCUUCUGUCUCCUGCAGCAGUUCAGGGCAUCCCCGUGGCUGUGACAGGCGGGGUGGGGGCACACGAGGGCACUGAUGGGGACAGAGCCCAGAUGUGCCCUCUGUCCACCUCACACGCUCCACAGGCAAUGUUUAGCCCAGGAUGGCUGUGGGAGAAUAUGCCCACACACAUUGGCUGGGCUCCCCAAGAGCAGCCAUGCCCCAGGGGCUCUUGGAGCACUUCAGUGUGUGUCUUGCCCAGGGCCUGUCCCUUGCCUCCCACAGACUGUGUAGGUGGUGAGUCUCACAGUGUUGUCUCAGCUGCCUUUGAUGCCUAAUGGCCUUUGUCACCCUUGAGGAAGAGUGAGAAGCCUCUCUUUCAGCCUGCCUUUUCACUCUGCUCUCCAGGCAGGUUCUGAACUAAAGGGAUGUCAAAUCCCACCCAAUGUGAAGGCUCAAUGUGAAGGACCCCAGGUGGCUUUCCCCACCUUCUGUGGCUGAGGGAACACAGUGAUCCCAUAUUCAGCUGCUUUUCCUUAUCCAGAGAGGGUCAUCUCAGCCAGGACAGUGCUGCUCUGCAGCCCUGUGCUGGUGAGCCAGACAGGCCCUCGAGAGCUCUCCCCCACCAUUGGAGCAGCUCACGGCUCGGUGUCUGCCAGAGGAAAGGGCGAGCCCUGACACCGUAAUGCUGCGGUCAGAGCUGUGCGGGGACCGCCACAGGCUCCCCCAGCAAGGACCAGCCCUAUCCCCCUCGAGCAGGUGCCACUCACCCUGGCCAGGUGUGAGCUGGGAGGGGGUUUUGCUGUGCAUUCCUGUGAGGCAGCACUGCAGUACCCUUAGAUGGAGGGGCAGAGGCCAGUCCCUCGUUGCUGAGGUCCAGCCUGGGGAUAUUGGGGGGUAUCUGCCUUUCCCCAAGGAGCUACUACAGCCCAGGGGGUCUGCACUAGGCAGCUGAGGAGCACCGGUGAGCUUGAGUGAUGGCACCACCUCUCCCAAAGCACUGGGGACAGGAGUGUCCCCUGGCUCUGCGACACUGAUGGGGAUCAUUUCCACAUCCAGCUUGCCAAGAGCCACCAGGGCACAGCAACAGGCGCUGGGCAACACUGACACCGUAACACUUGGAACCCCUGUUGUGGCUUAACCUCUGGUGAACCUCUGGCUUGGGUUAAACCACAACAGCCCCCAGCUGCUCCUGCAGACCCACUGUCACACACACUUGGACACAAGCCCCAGGGCUUUGAAAGGGUCUUGCUGUGAGAGAGGAAUGAAAACACAUAACCAAACUUACCUCAGAUGACCUUCAGGUCCUGCUGCCAUGGGCCAUGAGGUUUUAGGGCCCUUUUGGCAGCAAUGGCUGAGGUAAUGUACGGACUCAGUUGCACCAAACACACUUCCUGCUGUGGCUGUGCAUGUGGCACUGCUCUGUGCAGGGUACAGCCAAGCCCAGGUACCUCCCAGCAGGGACACGGGGGUCAGGGACCUCUGUGUGUCAGAUGUGACAAGGUACCACUCAUCAGUAACUGUAUGGACACAAUGGGGAUCUAAACCUUUUAUUUUAUAUUAGAUGCAUACAACUAGCCAAAGGCUUCAACAACUCACUAAGUCUUCACUGGGUUUAAGCUGUUGGCACAUAGUGCCCUUGGGAACUGCUCGCCAUCCCGCAAUCUCCUGCAGGAGCAGGACUGUCCUGUCCCAUGGUAGGGGCUUUUCCUUGCCCAUAAGCUUUGCAAUCCUAACUUCACCUUACUCUCUGUUUCAAUAAAAUGACAAAAACACCCUAAAGCUCUCCCCCCCAUCCCAGAACAAGUGUAGGUAUAGGAGUCACAAACAAGUUUUGCAAAGAAGCAAAACUGAUUCCUGUCAGUUUUCACUUGAUACUAGGCUCCACCAACUUUUCUUUCCUGCUCAGGGACAUGGGGGAUGUCCAGCACCACAUUCCUGAGGUAGAAGGUGUUGCUCCAACAACAUCCUCACACUGCUGGAAACAGCUGUCUCCUGUGCACAUUCAUGCUGGUGCUUCCUGCCUGUGCAGCUCCUCAUCACAAAAUAAAGAGUUUUCUUGGGCAGCA